GCGGGCAAAAAUCGCUCCAAAAAAUAGAAAAUUCAUGAAUUAAAACCUUCAGAAUGGAUGAUUUUGAUUGUCCAGUCAAUUUGGAUCCUGAAGUGAUUUGUAGAAUUUGUCUGGAAUCCAAGCCCUUGACGAAUUUGUUCGUAAAAGAGAUUAUCGAUGGAAAUUUAGUUACGUUACCGACAGUAUUUCAGCAGUUUUUUCGAAUUAAAAUUGUUCACAACGAUAAACUCCCACAAAAGAUCUGUAUCGAAUGUAAAAAGAAGCUAAUUGAGUCGAUAAAGUUCAAACGGAAAUGUGAGAGCUCAAACAAGGUGUUGCACGACUUAUUGGAGCCUGGAUACGAUUACACUUUUUACGAGGUCCUUCCAAAACCUGAAAAAACGAGUACAAAUGACUUUUCUUGCCAAACAGACGACGAAAUUACUGCAAAAUUUGAUGAAAAUGUCAACGAAGAUGCUUUCGAAGACGGGAUACAGUAUUCAAAAAUCCAAGAAAAAGUUGAAAAAGCUUUUGGUGACAUCGGGGAUGAGUUUGACGAACUUUACAAUUUAUAUUCCUGCUUCGAUCGAGACGCAGACGGCAAUUUUUGUGUCAUUCCCGGAUGCUAUGAACGUCUUUCAACUGCCCAAGUCUUACAAAGUCACAUGAGAACAAAACAUUCCAAGAUUCUUUCGGAUUUCAUUCAAAAUUUGGACUUGAUGCUUCAAAAAAGUGAAGAAAAGGAAGCCGAACCAAUGCAAAUUUACACUGAAGAGCCAUCACAGUCGUCCCAAGAACCAUUUUCACUGCCAGAAAACACGGAAUUAAUCCAAAUUGCCGAAAUUGACGACGAUGAUGAUCAAUUUAUCGAAGAAGAAAUCACGGAAGAUGCGAAAAAAGAUUCGGAUUCGGAAGAAGAUAAAAUUGUAGAAAUCACAAAUGUAGCAUAUCAUUGUCCAAUUUGCCAUAAAUUGUAUCAAGGACCGGAAGAUAUCGAAAAACAUCGAAUUUUACAUGAAAUUGUGCUGCCCGUGUUAUUUGACAACACUGAAUUUUACUGCUGCGAAGUUUGCAAAGCCGUUUUUGUCUCGUACGAUCAAAUAAAAAAUCAUCUGAAAAACGGACAUGAAAUUUUGGAUCCCAAAAAAUCUGGAAACGAUCGUGAAUUUCAAACGUUGCCAGCGAUUAGUAAAAAAAUCUUUCUUUUCAAGGACCAAAGUGAAUUAGAUGAAACAGGAUAUCUCGAAAUGUUUGAAACGUUCGAACUGAAAAACGAUUCGCCGCUCAUUUGUGGCGUUUGUCAAAAAUCCUACAAAAAUAUCGAGUCCGUGAAGUAUCACAGCUUCAGUCACACCAAAAAUUUCGAUUGUCCGUUGCGUGAUUGCGAGACAAGUUUUGAUUUUUUCUACAAAUUACUCGGGCACAUCAGGUAUUCGCAUUACAAGGAGAAAAUUAUCGAAUUGACGUGUCCGUAUUGCAAAGAGCAGUUUAAGACCAAGAAGGAAUAUGGCACGCAUGUGAGAGAUAGUUGCAAAAAAAGAGUUCUUUCGUGCAAUAUUUGUUCGAAGAAGUUUGUGAAUCAGGCAGCGCUGAAAAAUCAUCUUAAAGUGCAUGACGAGCAGAAAUGUGAGGAGUGUGGAGAAACUUAUUUGUCACCUUCUGACCUGCGAAAUCACAUCAGAAUGGAUCAUGCAGACAACAAUAAAAUGUACAAAUGCAACUACUGCCCCAAACGCUUUCGCACUCCAAGUCAUCGAACGGACCACGAAAAUACUCACAACACGGAAAACAAGUACCAAUGCGACAUUUGCCAGAAUUUCUUCAAAUCUGAACGAGUCAUGAAAUCGCAUCAAAAACUCCACACCGUCGGAAGAUCUCAUGCGUGUCCGAUCUGUGGAAAAAUGUUCAAUCGCAAUUACCACGUUAAGCUUCACAUGAAAACGCACAAAGAGAAGCCUGUCUGAACAUGAAAGUCACACAAAAAUAUUUUUAGAACUAAUUUAUUUCUAAUGUAUCGAAAAUAAACUUUUUU
Culicoides brevitarsis is the source of this 2011-nucleotide messenger RNA. Its product is annotated as zinc finger protein 62-like. The transcript has 4 exons. Gene Ontology annotation, molecular function: zinc ion binding. The record is from RefSeq and is a predicted model, not a curated record. The coding region runs from base 54 to 1943 and encodes 629 amino acids. Gene Ontology annotation, cellular component: nucleus. Lineage: Eukaryota; Metazoa; Arthropoda; Insecta; Diptera; Ceratopogonidae.